AUGGCAGACCUCAGGCAGACCUCAGACAGACCUCAGACAGACCUCAGACAGACCUCAGACAGACCUCAGACGGACCUCAGACGGACCUCAGGCAGACCUCAGGCAGACCUCAGACGGACCUCAGACAGACCUCAGGCAGACCUCAGACAGACCUCAGAGAGACCUCAGACAGACCUCAGACGGACCUCAGACGGACCUCAGGCAGACCUCAGGCAGACCUCAGACAGACCUCAGGCGGACCUCAGGCGGACCUCAGGCAGACCUCAGACAGACCUCAGACAGACCUCAGGCAGACCUCAGACAGACCUCAGACAGACCUCAGACGGACCUCAGGCAGACCUCAGGCAGACCUCAGGCAGACCUCAGACAGACCUCAGACAGACCUCAGACAGACCUCAGACGGACCUCAGGCAGACCUCAGGCAGACCUCAGACAGACCUCAGACGGACCUCAGACAGACCUCAGACGGACCUCAGGCAGACCUCAGACAGACCUCAGACAGACCUCAGACAGACCUCAGACAGACCUCAGGCAGACCUCAGGCAGACCUCAGACAGACCUCAGACAGACCUCAGACAGACCUCAGACGGACCUCAGACAGACCUCAGGCAGACCUCAGACAGACCUCAGGCAGACCUCAGACAGACCUCAGACAGACCUCAGACAGACCUCAGACAGACCUCAGACAGACCUCAGACAGACCUCAGACGGACCUCAGGCAGACCUCAGGCAGACCUCAGACAGACCUCAGACGGACCUCAGGCAGACCUCAGACAGACCUCAGGCAGACCUCAGGCAGACCUCAGACAGACCUCAGACAGACCUCAGACAGACCUCAGACAGACCUCAGACAGACCUCAGACAGACCUCAGACAGACCUCAGACAGACCUCAGACAGACCUCAGGCAGACCUCAGGCAGACCUCAGACAGACCUCAGACAGACCUCAGACAGACCUCAGACAGACCUCAGACAGACCUCAGACAGACCUCAGACAGACCUCAGGCAGACCUCAGACAGACCUCAGACAGACCUCAGACAGACCUCAGACAGACCUCAGGCAGACCUCAGGCAGACCUCAGACUGA
Molecule: messenger RNA, 1086 nt
Organism: Knipowitschia caucasica
Lineage: Eukaryota; Metazoa; Chordata; Actinopteri; Gobiiformes; Gobiidae
Source: the annotation of a GenBank genome assembly